GGCGACACCAAGAACGACACGUGGAUCUUCUCCCUGGCCGUGCUGCUCAGCAGCACCCUGGUCUACAACAGCAAAGGGACCAUCGACCAGUACGCCCUGGACCAGCUGCACUACGUGUCGGAGCUGUCAGAGCGCAUCAAGGUGAAGGCGGCAGGCGAGGGCGACCGGCAGGAGCGGGAGGAUUCGGCCGAGUUCGUGCGGUUCUUCCCGGCCUUCGUGUGGGCCGUGCGGGAUUUCACGCUGCAGCUGGAGCUGGACGGGCGGCCGAUCACCGAGGACGAGUACCUGGAGAACGGCCUGAAACUAAAGCCUGGCAGCAGCCAGCGAGCUCAGCUCCACAACCUGCCCCGCGAAUGCAUCCGCCAGUUCUUCCCGGCCCGGAAAUGCUUCGUCUUCGUCCAGCCGGCCAGCAGGAAGGACCUGCCCCGGCUGGAGGAGCUGCGGGAGGACCAGCUGGAGCCCGAGUUCCGGGAGCAGGGGGACCGGUUCUGCCACCACGUCUGGGAGACGUCGCAGCCCAAGACCCUCCCGGGCGGUCACGUGGUGACCGGGGCCAGUGAGUGUCGGGAGCCCUGGGGUCGGAGGCUUGUGGGGUGCUGGGCAGGACAAGCUGAGAUGGGGAGGGUUCCCCCGUGGCUGGCACUGGGGGGAGGAGCCUGA
Messenger RNA from Pelodiscus sinensis (Chinese soft-shelled turtle), 660 nucleotides. NCBI's taxonomy places the organism in Eukaryota, Metazoa, Chordata, Testudines, Trionychidae. The record is from RefSeq and is a predicted model, not a curated record.